Molecule: messenger RNA, 1595 nt
Organism: Ochlerotatus camptorhynchus
Lineage: Eukaryota; Metazoa; Arthropoda; Insecta; Diptera; Culicidae
Product: 2,3-bisphosphoglycerate-dependent phosphoglycerate mutase-like
Exons: 4
Coding region: 396-1157 (253 amino acids)
Biological process (GO): glycolytic process
Molecular function (GO): intramolecular phosphotransferase activity
Source: RefSeq, a predicted model, not a curated record
UGUGUUGUUCCUCCAAGUGCAAAUCAAAGGCAAACACAAAUCAGUCGGUGUUUGUAAGGGACCGUCGGAAGGCGGUUUAACGAAGAAUCAGCGAAAAUAUCCCAAGCAAGUGUAGUGUGGUUCGCAAUUGGAAGACAGCGGAAAUUGUUAGGGAAUAGAGAGUGCAUCAUUUCCGGUUCCAGCAGCGUGUCUGUAUAUUACGCAGCAAGUUUGUUCAAGCGAGGAUUUAAUUGACAUACACCAAAGGCGAGUUGUUAGAAAAUGAUCCACAACAGUUGAACGAACCGUGGCAUAGAAGAGCACAACAUCGGAGUCAAGGCGUUCUCCCGGACACGAAACGAGUAGCCUACAACGCGGCGUGAAAUUGCUUCUGAGAAAGAAACAUUGCAAGCGAAAUGGCCAAGAAGUACAGCGUGGUCUUCAUACGCCAUGGCGAGAGCGAGUGGAACAAGAUGAACCUCUUCUGCGGCUGGCACGACGUGGGACUCAGCGAGGAAGGCGAAUGGGACGCCCUGGAGAUCUCGGCCGCAUCGCUAAAGCGCGAAAACUUCAGCUUCGACGUGGCGUUCACGUCCUGUCUGCGGCGGGCCAACCAAACGCUGGACGUCGUCCUCAAGGAGCUCAACCUUACCCACAUCCCGGUGCAUCAGCUGUGGCGGCUGAACGAACGCCACUACGGUGCCCUGACCGGGUUCAACAAACGCCAAAUGGCCGACAUCUACGGCGAACCGCAGGUCCAGGUGUGGCGCCGUAGCUUCAACGUACCUCCGCCGCCGAUCGAUGCGGAGAACCCGUACUACAGUGCCAUUCGGAACAAUCCCAAGUUCCGGCACAUCAACGAAAAGGACUUCCCCCUGACGGAAACGCUCGAGACGACCAUGCAACGGGUCGUGCCGGAAUGGACCGACACCAUCAUUCCGGAGGUACGCGCCGGGAAGAAGGUCCUGGUGGUGGCCCACGGGACCAGUCUGCGGGGAUUGGUCAAACACAUCCAAGGUAUUUCAGAUGCCGACAUCAUGAAGUUCAACCUGCCGAACAGUAUUCCGUUCAUCUUCGACUUUGACGAGAACAUGAAAAUGAUCGGCGGUAUCCGGUUCCUGGCUAAUCAGGACGAUGUCCUCAAGGCGAUGGACAAGGUCGCCUCGAUUGGGAAAUAAGCCCCGGUCCUGCGUAGGAGUGCAUGCAAGAGAAAGAGAGAGAGAGGGAGAGAGACUGGUCUGGAAGUUUGCUUCGGUAUCAUAAUACCAAUAUCAUAGCGAAGCGUGGGAACUCUACCUACCUCAGUUUUUUACCGAGAGUGCUUCGUGCGUGUGCGACGGAAGCAGGAGUAGAUUAAGAUUCUAUAGUGUCCUUAUUUUAUUUUAUAUACAAUGCUUAAGUGUGUAUAUCAUAUUUUAUCCAGCACGGGGAUCUAUUCAACCCCAGUGCAGCUCGGAAUCGAAACGUACGUGUCGUUAAGUUUUUGUCUGAUGUGGGACAGACUUUAAUUAUGGUACUAUUGUUUGCCCAGUUUAUGUUGAGUCUUCAUCUACGGCCGAAGAAGUUAUUACAACGAAUCGAUAUUUAUUCUCAUUUUAGCGUUAAUAAAAGUAUAU